UCCCCUAUAAAUACCAAACCACCACAAGUGAAACAACACAAACUACAAAGAGAAACACACAAAAGUGAAGUCAGUCAAAUUCAAUUCAAAACAAUCAACCAUGGUUGCAAGAAGUGAGAAUCUUGAUCGGACUGUGGAAGGUACGGCGGGAAAUAACGAAAAACUUGAGAGGACGGUGGAAGAUAAGGCGGCGAACUGUCUGAUGCUGUUAUCAAGAAUUGGAGAAAACGGCGGAGGAGGCCGAGAGAGUCGUGUUUACAGAUGCAAAACGUGUAUGAAAGAGUUCUCAUCGUUCCAAUCUUUAGGAGGCCAUCGCGCAAGCCACAAUAAACACGUUAACAACAGCAGCAGCGACGAACAGUCGUCACUUUCUUCGGGAUCCAUCGCUAAGACCAAGAGGAAGACCACGAACACAACAAGGUCGCAUCCUUGUCCGAUAUGUGACGUGGAUUUUCCGAUAGGACAGGCUCUUGGUGGUCACAUGAGGAAGCAUAGGAACGAGGAAGAGGCUAGCGGCGCGUUGGUUACACGCUCUUUUUUCCCUGAGGCGGCGACUUCGAUGAUUACGACAUUGAAGAAAUCGAGUAGUGGGAAAAGAGUUGCGUGUUUUGACUUGGGGCCAGAUUCUGUGGAGAGUAGCAUCAAUUUGAACUUGGAAUUAGGAAGUAGCAUGUACUGAUUUUCCAUAUUCAUCUGGAUAUAGUUCCUAUUCCUUAGUUUUAUAUAUAGAGUAAGCUAGCAUCUUGAUUUUGCAUAGAGUUGUUGUAUAUGGGAUAUGAUUUUACAUGAAAGCUCGCAGGGUUGAGAUAUGAAUGUUGCAGUAGUUUUGAAACUAGAAUAUAACCGUUGUUACAGGUCUAGUUGUUAUGGUUAACCACAACUGAAUUUGAAAAGUUUCAUGAUCACUGACAAUUCAGAACAGAUGUUUGUAUUUGAGUAAUGU
This is a messenger RNA of Brassica napus (rape), 943 nucleotides long. Its product is annotated as zinc finger protein ZAT8-like. Gene Ontology annotation, biological process: response to chitin; response to stress. The transcript has a single exon. The record is from RefSeq and is a predicted model, not a curated record. NCBI's taxonomy places the organism in Eukaryota, Viridiplantae, Streptophyta, Magnoliopsida, Brassicales, Brassicaceae. The coding region runs from base 101 to 679 and encodes 192 amino acids.